AACUGGCAGCCUUGUUUACCGGUGGCGUCACUUCCGGCCAUGUCUGCCGCUUGCUGUCCGCUCACUGAAGACACGUUCAGCCGGUUCCCGUCUCAAAGCAAUGUGUACGGGCUGUCAGUGCUGCCCUGCCCCGGGCCUGGCGGACACGAACUGCUGGCGGCCACCCUGAAAGGCAAAGUCACCAACUUCAAGUACCAGGACCUCCGGGACAAUCUACGAGCCGGGGCCAGGGAGGUCCAGUUCACCUAUAUACCAGUGGACGCCGAGAUUGUUUCCAUCGAUUCCUUCAGCAAGUCUCCCCCCAAGCGUGGCCUAGUAGUGGGGAUCACUUUCAUUAAGGAUUCGGGAAACAAGGCCAGUCCUUUCCUAAAUAUUUACUGCGACUACGAGCCCGGAUCGGAGUACAAUCUGGAUUCCAUUGCACAAAGUUGCUUAAACCUAGAGCUGAAAUUCACCCCUUUCCAGCUGUGCCAUGCGGAGGUGCAUGAUGGGGAUCAGCAGGAGACGGUGUUUUUACUGGGAGGCAACGAUCAGUACAUCCACCUCUACAAAGAGAAUGAAAGCCUACACCAGUUUGAAGAACAACCCGUUGAAAACCUUUUUCCAGAGCUGAGAGAUCUCCCCAGCAAUGUUACGUGGCUGAGUGUUCAUAACAUCCCAGACACCCAGAGACGCAUUACGGCAUAUGGAUGUCAGAGUGGAUAUUUUUGUAUCUCCCAUGUGGAUCAAGGAAAGCGAGAGAUUCUGCAGAGCUGGUCCCUGCAGCAGGAUGGUCCUCUCUCCAAGGUGCUGAUCUUCAGGAUGCCCUGUGUACAGCAUGAAGCAGAAGGUGAGUUUUCUUGGGAUGAUGCCUGUGAUGACCAGACCUUUAAGGAGGAAUACAGUGUCCUGGUGACCAGUACUAUAGAGCUGUCUGCUGUUUAUAGGAACAUCCUACAAAGUGGUCUCCGAGAACAGCUUCUUCUACCAGAAAGUGACCAGUUUGACAGUGUCCUUUCUGCUGUGACGGCCGAUGUGGAUUUUGAUGGAGAGCCAGAGAUUUUACUGGGAACGUAUGGUCAGGAGCUUCUGUGUUACAAGUACAUACAGCGACCAGGUGCGGAGAGGCAAUUUCAGCUACUAUGGCAGAGAAGCUUCCCAAGUCCCCUGCUGUGCAUGGCUGUUGUGGAUUUGACCUGCGACGGUCUGUAUGAACUGGCCAUUGUGUGUCUGAAAGGACUGCACAUACUGCAGCAAAGUUUGACGAAAACAUCUCGGUGCCUCAUCCAGCGUCUUCGAGAGCAGGUGGCACGCACCAAGAUGUCAGACGUAACAGAUACACAAAAGGAACCAGAUGCUGAACCUUCAAAUGAUUAUAGACACGACUGCACCACGUACAUUCAGAUAUGAAUCCUCUCAGAGAGGCCAUACGUGA
Nanorana parkeri is the source of this 1414-nucleotide messenger RNA. It is a transcript of the gene KPTN, whose product is annotated as kaptin, actin binding protein. Gene Ontology annotation, biological process: actin filament organization; negative regulation of TORC1 signaling; cellular response to amino acid starvation. The transcript is spliced from 12 exons. The record is from RefSeq and is a predicted model, not a curated record. Lineage: Eukaryota; Metazoa; Chordata; Amphibia; Anura; Dicroglossidae. Gene Ontology annotation, molecular function: actin filament binding. Bases 40 to 1389 code for a protein of 449 amino acids. Gene Ontology annotation, cellular component: KICSTOR complex; lamellipodium; actin cytoskeleton.